This is a messenger RNA of Scatophagus argus, 1600 nucleotides long. RefSeq lists its product as uncharacterized. The transcript has 6 exons. Lineage: Eukaryota; Metazoa; Chordata; Actinopteri; Scatophagidae. The record is from RefSeq and is a predicted model, not a curated record. The coding region runs from base 180 to 971 and encodes 263 amino acids.
AACCUCUGUUAAACCUCCCUCGUGUAAAGGCUUUGCUCUGGUCAAAUGGAACAAUCCUCCCACCUACCGGAGGAGUCGCGCGAUAACUGCAUAUGUAGCAAAGCCGUAUCACGAGAGAUUAUUUUAAAUCACCCACCAGGCCCGCUGGCUAAAAGCAUUUCUUACGUGUAAUAUUAGCAAUGAGUGGGGCCAUGAAUUUCAAAAACUGCGGCUCUGUGCUGGUAACGGGAGCCAGUCGAGGGCUCGGGCUGCAGAUAGUUGACAGCCUGGCGAGUGGAGGUUUUUCACCGGGCAAGAUUAUAGCCACGACCAGACAGCCCGGGACAGCGCAGAAACUUCAGGAACUGGCAGACAAACAUCCUAGCAUCCAUAUUAUCCCUUUGGAUGUAGUGAACCAGGAGAGUAUAGAGAAGUGUGCAGAAGAGGUGGACCAGUUGGUGCAAGAAGAGGGUCUGAACUGCCUAAUCAACAAUGCAGGCAUCAAUGUGGUGGCCGACUUUCAUACUGUUACUGCCGAGAAGAUGAUAGAAAACUUCCACACUAAUGCUGUGGCUCCUCUAAUGAUCACCAAGACCUUCCUGCCUCUGCUGAAGCGAGCUGCAUCGAGAGGUGGAGCAAGUGGUGCAGGGAGCAUGAGCAUCCAGAGGGCUGCAGUCAUUAAUAUGACCUCUCUGCUGGGCUCUGUGGAGCUUAACUGGGGGGAACGGGCCAACAACUUCAAAUGGUACCCCUACAGGACAUCCAAGAGUGCUCUAAACAUGGUGAGUCGCUGUAUGGCUGUAGACCUGGAGCCUGAUGGGAUUCUCUGUAUGGCCAUACACCCUGGCUGGGUCCGCACCGACAUGGGGGGAUCUGAGGCUCCACUGAGUCCAGAGGAGAGUGUUUCUUCCAUCUUGUCUGUGAUAGGUGGACUGACGGAAAAGGAUCAUGGAUCAUUUCUGAACUUCACCGGAGAGGUGUUGCCUUGGUGACCUUGAUCAACACAGUAAUGAUUAGGGUGGUAAGAAGCGGCACUGACUGAACCUAUUGGCUGUUUAUUCGGCUUCCCAUCAACUUCAGCUAUGCAAACAGUUCGCAGUGCUAUAUCCUAUUUCAGAAUGAGAGUGUUGAAUUUCUAAUAAGCAGAUUACUUGAAAGUUUUAUAGGCAUUGUAAAUGGGCAGGGUGUGCAGUAGUUUGUCUCUAAGCUGGGUUCAAACAUAAAUAAAUGUUUUAUGUAUUUGAUCUAAUAACAACUAAAACUUACUGUCAGGCAUACAAACUUGGCUGAGAAAGUCUUGUCUGUAUGAGUCUGAAUCUGUAUGAGUUUGAGCAGAAUUGUGUCAUGGCCACACAGUUGCUCUGCUUAAUAAAACAAAAAAAUUUGUUCAGGAUUCUUCUGUGUUUUAACAUAUGCAGCACUUUAAGUUAAGUUUUGCCUGUGUGUUCUCCAAUGCCCUGAUUUCAUAGUCAGCAAUUCACCGAACAAAAAGCUUCAGUGUGCAACUUUGCCUGCUAAAAGUAGGAGAAUUGCCCAGUUCAUUCUGUCCUUGAAUAGCAUUUCUGAUCCUUUUAUUGAUCAGGUCGUGUGUUCUUUCCCAAAAAUUGAGACAGAACACAAA